Penicillium taxi is the source of this 1347-nucleotide messenger RNA. Its product is annotated as protein-degrading AAA family ATPase MSP1. Gene Ontology annotation, molecular function: ATP hydrolysis activity; ATP binding. Lineage: Eukaryota; Fungi; Ascomycota; Eurotiomycetes; Eurotiales; Aspergillaceae. The record is from RefSeq and is a predicted model, not a curated record. The coding region runs from base 1 to 1347 and encodes 448 amino acids. Gene Ontology annotation, cellular component: mitochondrial outer membrane. The transcript has 2 exons.
AUGGCUCCGCCAGGUGACCGAGGUGGUGGUCCUUGGCUGCGCUUUGCGCACGAAAUGGGGAUUAUGCUCUUCUCGGGCUUACUUGCCUAUGGUGGGGUCAGAUUGCUCUUGAAUCAUAUCAUUCAACCCGAUGCAAGCACCAAGCAGGCGGAAGAACAACGACAGAAAUCAACGGCCAUAUUGCGCAAAAUAUACGGAGGGAACAGGUCCGACGAAGAUUCGACCUCAUCAAGACACGAUAAUCUUCGGCAGCAAAUAGCUGACCUCGACCUCAAUCAGUAUGAGCAAAUAAUUUCUACGGAACUCAUCGCGCCCUGGGAUAUCCAGGAUGGUUUCGAAGACAUUGGUGGUCUCGACCACAUCAUAAAAGAGCUAGAAGCGACAGUGAUUUAUCCAUUGACCUACCCUCACCUAUUCGCUUCCAAAUCUUCGCUUCUGAAGGCACCAUCCGGUGUUCUUCUCUAUGGACCUCCAGGAUGCGGAAAGACCAUGCUUGCCAAAGCGCUGGCGCGGGAAAGCGGGGCUAGCUUCAUCAACCUGAAUAUCUCUACAUUAACAGAGAAGUGGUACGGAGACUCUAAUAAGUUGGUCAAGGCAGUCUUUUCACUAGCGCGCAAGCUGCAGCCCGCUAUUGUUUUCAUCGACGAAAUCGACGCCGUUCUUGGAACUCGCAGAAGCGGUGAACAUGAAGCCAGUGGGAUGGUGAAGGCAGAGUUCAUGACACACUGGGAUGGACUUACGUCUGCAAACUCUCUAGGGGAGCCGCAACAGAUUGUUAUUCUGGGCGCAACCAACCGUAUUUUCGAUAUUGACGAGGCUAUUCUCCGGCGCAUGCCUAAGAAAUUCCCCGUCACACUUCCUCAACCCCCUCAGCAAAUCCGAAUUCUCAAGCUGGCACUCAAGGACACAGAAGUCGAUUGGACCAACAUGGGCUUGAAUGAUUUGGAUUUGGAUACAUUGAACUUCAGAAGGAAAGAAAACCCAAACUUGGACAGACUACUCACGAAAAUGGACGGCAUGUCUGGAAGUGCUAUAAAGGAAAUGUGUCGUGAGGCAGCUAUGGUUCCAAGACAAGAAGCUAUCCAAACGGCCAUCCAUAAUGCCCGGGCAGAGAUGAGGGCCAGAGGACAAGACCCAAGAGCCUUGAGCUUGAGGAAGGUGAAUAUUAACCCUAGGAAUAUCCGUUCGCUUAUGACAGAUGACUUCUUUACUUCUGCCGGUGAUGUCGUUGUGGUACCCCCGUCAAAUCACACACAAACGGCCGCUAUUAUCGGGAAAGAUGAAGCUGAGUGGAGAACUGAGACUGAGUCUGGCCGUUCCUCUGGGAUGGAUGAGCCCCUUGAGUAA